Syngnathus typhle (broad-nosed pipefish) is the source of this 1511-nucleotide messenger RNA. RefSeq names its product transmembrane protein 38A (gene tmem38a). Gene Ontology annotation, biological process: potassium ion transmembrane transport. The record is from RefSeq and is a predicted model, not a curated record. Gene Ontology annotation, cellular component: membrane. The transcript has 6 exons. The coding region runs from base 240 to 1115 and encodes 291 amino acids. NCBI's taxonomy places the organism in Eukaryota, Metazoa, Chordata, Actinopteri, Syngnathiformes, Syngnathidae. Gene Ontology annotation, molecular function: identical protein binding; potassium channel activity.
CGUUUUCCAAAAAAUCGGAGCGCUCAUGCCAUGACGAUGACGAUGAAGAUGGUGCUUGUGGUGAUGAAGAUAACGAGACGUAGAUGAGUGGUAUUAAUAGGAAGGCUUGUGUGUCUCAGCCUUUCACUGUCGAGGCCGGGGGGGCUUGGUGGAGAGUCCGCGGACCAGGUUGAGUCCGCUUCCGACCCUGACUGCGCACUUGGACAUUAACAAGAGCGAGGAAUCACCUUGAUAACAACAUGGAUGUGCUGGCUGCCCUCAAUUUGGGAGAUUUAGUUCAAGCUUUCUCCAAAAUGGGAAUGUUUCCAGUAUUUGAUGUGGCUUAUUACAUCGUGUCCAUCCUCUACCUCAAGUAUGAGCCAGGUUCGGUGGAGGUUUCUCGCAGGAGUCCCGUGGCCUCGUGGCUCUGUGCCAUGCUCUACUGCUUUGGGAGCUACAUUCUGGCUGACAUCAUGCUGGGAAGUAGCCCCCUUGACUAUUUUCAACACAACAGCCACAUCCUCCUCGCCUCUGCUAUCUGGUACCUCAUCUUCUACUGCCCACUCAACCUCUUCUACAAAUGCGUGGCUUUCAUGCCUGUCAAGUUAGUGUUGGUGGCCCUGAAGGAAGUAGUCCGCGCUCGCAAGAUUGCCGCCGGCGUCCACCACGCCCACCACGCCUACCACCACGGCUACUUCGUCAUGGUCAUCGUGGGUUAUGUCAAAGGCUCUGGAGUGGCUCUCAUUUCGAACUUUGAGCAGCUGCUGCGUGGCGUGUGGAGGCCUGAGACCAACGAGAUCCUCAAUAUGUCAUUCCCCACCAAAGCCAGCCUGUAUGGAGCCAUCCUCUUCACCAUGCAGGAGGCUCACUGGCUCCCCAUGUCCAGGAGCAUGCUCAUCAUUACCUUCACCCUCUUCAUGGCCACCAGCAAGGUGUGGCUGACCGCCUGCCAUUCUCACGGCUCCCCCUUCGCCCUGAUCGAGUCCUGGAUCUCCCAUCUGCUCUUCCGCUCGCCUUUGGGCGGCUCUGAGGAAGACCACCAUCACCCUCCAGCCGCCGCGGCCCCUUCGUCGCUCAAAAGCAAGGAGGAACUGAGUGAAGGCGUUCGAAAGAGGAAAGCCAAAAAAGCCGAGUAGACUGUCUGACAUGGGCUUCACUCAGACGGCGCUUCUUGGCUAAGAAGAAGAAAAGCUUUCACCAUCGAGACGCUUUCCGUCGGAGCCUAACGUUGCUCCGAGUGAUACAUUUACAUCUCCCAAGGACUGUAAAUACAACCAUCCACCUCUUAACCAUUUUAAAGCUAUUUUUCACCUUCCCAUCCGAGCUUGUCUGUGCGGUGGUCCACAUCGUGCUCAUUGUUGGAGUGUCAAUGGUUCUCUUCUGGUCCAUUUCGCUUGAUUCGGAACUGAAAGAAAAGUCCAUUUUAAUCAUCAGACAAAUGUGAAGAAAGUAUCAUGAGAUAAGAAAAAAAAACUUUUUACCUUGACGCUUAUGACUCAUGGAAGAAUUUGAAUAAAAGGAAGAAAAAUGUU